Molecule: messenger RNA, 1167 nt
Organism: Magallana angulata
Lineage: Eukaryota; Metazoa; Mollusca; Bivalvia; Ostreida; Ostreidae
Exons: 1
Coding region: 296-841 (181 amino acids)
Source: RefSeq, a predicted model, not a curated record
UAUGGGCAUCGCUUCUUGGCCUUUUGGCUAAGAUCAAGAUGGAGACGAAGAUUAGCGUGAUGGAGAGAACUCUCAGGAUAGUGGUCAAAGGAUCUAGAGACGAAGUCAGAAGAUUUGGACGAAAGGAUGUUGUGGAGCUCGUCAAAGAAGAACAGGUAGAAGCAGUGUGGCAAAUGGAGCGCAUGUCACAUUUGAGUCCACAAGACCAGUUAAUGACUUUGAUGGUCAGGAAGUGAGAGUUCCUGACCAUAGGGUCAUUCUCGAGCUGACUGCGUGUGACAGAGUAGUGGUUAAAAUGAGGGUGAAUUGGUUGCCCUUUUGGGUGACCAAUGAGGCGGUGAGAGAUGCUUUUGAUUCUUUUGGUUUUAUUAAGAACAUCAAAGAAACUACAGACGACGACGGAAUAGGAACCGGGGUGAGGGAACUGUCUAUUUCUAUGAGAGAAGGUGACCAAAGGUACAUCCCGUACUUUACCUCCAUAGAGGGAAGUAGGGCCAUGAUAGUGGGUUCUGUCCGACCCCCCAUCUGUUUUAGAUGUGAGGGUGUCAGCCAUAUGAGGCACAAGUCCCCCAACUUUGUGCCAUCAAAGUCGUCCAGACACCCGCUGUUGGAAAGCGGGCAGAGGGGCCUGUUGGCAAGGCCCCUCCCCCACAGGCUGUCAGUAAACCUGCGGAGAGACCCACGGGUCGAUCGGGGGACUCUCAUGGUCCCCAGGAGGGUCCGGCUAACGCCACAGCCGACCCUCCCAAUGACAACCAGGAGGACCGUGGGAGUCCUACGGAGGGUGAUGGGCCCGUAUGGGCAUCGCUUCUUGGCCUUUUGGCUAAGAUUAAAGUUUUGAGAUGGAGACAAAGCUGAGCAUCAUGGAAAGGACAUUGAGUAUACUUGUUAAAACGGUCUCGUGAAGGAUUAAGAGAAUUCGGGAGGAGAGACGUGAUCAGUCUGGUGAAGGAAGAAGCUGUAGACAGCGUUUAGUAGAUGGAGCGCAUUGCCUCCAGUAGACCAGUUAAUGAUUUCGAUGGUCAGGAAGUUAGAGUUCCUGACCACCGGGUCAUACUUGAACUGUGUGCGUGUGACAGGAUAGUAGUAAGGAUGAAAGUAAAUUAGCUACCCUUUUGGGUAUCCAAUGAAACGGUAUGAGAAGCUUUUGACAGAUACGGGGAUAUC